This is a messenger RNA of Prionailurus viverrinus (fishing cat), 8732 nucleotides long. It is a transcript of the gene ACACB, whose product is annotated as acetyl-CoA carboxylase beta. Gene Ontology annotation, molecular function: acetyl-CoA carboxylase activity; ATP binding; metal ion binding. The transcript has 53 exons. Bases 66 to 7436 code for a protein of 2456 amino acids. NCBI's taxonomy places the organism in Eukaryota, Metazoa, Chordata, Mammalia, Carnivora, Felidae. The record is from RefSeq and is a predicted model, not a curated record. Gene Ontology annotation, biological process: fatty acid biosynthetic process.
AGCGAUUUCCUGCGUUCGUGGUGGCUGGACCCAUGAUUGCUCUGACACCUGGCAAGAUUUUCUGAAUGACCUUGCUUCUUUUUCUAUCUUGUUUGAUUUUCUCCUGCUUGACCUUCUCCUGGUUAAAAUUCUGGGGGGAAAUGACAGACUCCAAGCAAGUCACCAAGAGCACACCCGAAGGGAGCUGUAGCCCAAGCCAAGCGCCUUUUCCAGCCUCAGACAGCUCAGGGGAGCCGCCGCAGAAAAAUGAUAAUAACGGCCCUCUGCCAGAGACUCCUAAGCGGGCUGAGCCAGCCUCCCACAGAGGUGCCGACGAUACCGAUCAGCAAAGAACUUCCGGGCCACCCCCACGCCAGAAUCCCCCAGGAGACUCCCUUUCCUCUGAUGACACCUCCCCAGCGCCCCAAGCCAAUGCAACAGGGACCGCAGACCUGAAGACCCCAGAUACCGAUGGCCCGUCGUCUCCAGCCAAGCCCCAGGGCCCGCGAGCCAGACCCCUCUCCAAGAAAGACGAGAAGCAGGAGCACAUCAAGAGGCAGCUGAUGACCAACUUUAUCCUGGGCUCCUUCGACGACAACUCCUCCGAUGAGGACCCCAGUGCCGGCUUGUUCCGAGAGUCUCCCCGGAAGGGCAGCCGGGCCAGCCUGGGGACUCUGUCUCUGGAGGCUGCUCUCACUGCAGGCGAGCCGGAGAACCCCGUCCCCACCAUAAGACCCAGCAUGUCCGGACUCCACCUGGUGAAGAAGGGCCGAGAACUAAAGAAGGUGGACCUGCACCGAGACUUUACCGUGGCCUCCCCGGCUGAGUUUGUCACGCGCUUCGGGGGGGAUCGGGUCAUUGAGAAGGUGCUCAUCGCCAACAACGGCAUCGCCGCCGUGAAGUGCAUGCGCUCCAUCCGCAGGUGGGCCUAUGAGAUGUUCCGCAACGAGCGGGCCAUCCGGUUUGUUGUCAUGGUGACCCCAGAGGACCUGAAGGCCAAUGCAGAGUAUAUCAAGAUGGCAGAUCAGUACGUCCCUGUCCCAGGAGGGCCCAACAACAACAACUAUGCCAACGUGGAGCUGGUUGUGGACAUUGCCAAGAGGAUCCCCGUGCAGGCGGUGUGGGCUGGCUGGGGCCAUGCUUCCGAAAACCCCAAACUCCCGGAGCUCCUGUGCAAGCAUGAGAUUGCUUUCUUAGGCCCUCCCAGUGAGGCCAUGUGGGCCUUGGGAGAUAAGAUCGCCUCCACCAUUGUGGCCCAGACGCUGCAGGUCCCAACACUGCCUUGGAGCGGAAGUGGUCUGAUGAUAGAGUGGGCAGAAGAUAAUCUGCAGGAGGGGAAAAGGAUCAGUGUCCCAGAAGACAUUUACGACCAGGGUUGUGUGAAAGAUGUGGAUGAGGGCCUAGAGGUGGCAGAGAAAAUUGGUUUUCCCUUGAUGAUCAAAGCUUCUGAAGGCGGUGGAGGGAAAGGAAUCCGGAAAGCAGAGAGUGCUGAGGACUUCCCAAUCCUUUUCAGACAAGUGCAGAGUGAGAUCCCGGGCUCCCCGAUCUUCCUCAUGAAGCUGGCCCAGCACGCCCGGCACCUGGAGGUCCAGAUCCUCGCCGACCAGUACGGGAACGCCGUGUCUCUGUUCGGGCGUGACUGCUCCAUCCAGCGGCGGCAUCAGAAGAUCAUCGAGGAGGCACCGGCCACCAUCGCCACACCGGCUGUGUUCGAGUUCAUGGAGCAGUGUGCCGUCCGCCUGGCCAAGACCGUGGGCUACGUGAGCGCGGGGACGGUGGAAUACCUCUACAGCCAGGAUGGCAGCUUCCACUUUCUGGAGCUGAAUCCCCGCCUGCAGGUGGAGCACCCGUGCACGGAAAUGAUCGCCGACGUCAACCUGCCGGCCGCCCAGCUACAGAUCGCCAUGGGGGUGCCAUUGCACCGGCUGAAGGAUAUCCGGCUUCUGUACGGAGAGUCACCAUGGGGGGUGACACCCAUUUCAUUUGAAACUCCUUCUAACCCUCCGCUCGCCCGAGGCCAUGUCAUCGCGGCCAGAAUCACCAGCGAGAACCCAGAUGAGGGGUUUAAGCCAAGCUCCGGAACGGUUCAGGAACUGAAUUUCCGCAGCAACAAGAAUGUGUGGGGUUAUUUCAGCGUGGCUGCUACUGGCGGCUUACACGAAUUUGCGGAUUCCCAGUUCGGGCACUGCUUCUCCUGGGGAGAGAACCGGGAAGAGGCCAUUUCGAACAUGGUGGUGGCUUUGAAGGAGCUGUCCAUCCGGGGCGACUUCAGGACCACCGUGGAGUAUCUCAUUAACCUGCUGGAGACCGAGCGUUUCCAGAACAAUGACAUCGACACAGGGUGGUUGGAUCACCUCAUCGCUGAGAAAGUGCAGGCUGAGAAGCCAGAUAUCAUGCUUGGGGUGGUGUGUGGAGCCUUGAACGUGGCCGAUGUGAUGUUCAGAACCUGCAUGACGGAUUUCUUACACUCGCUGGAAAGGGGCCAGGUCCUUCCUGCCGCUUCUCUGCUGAACAUCGUGGAUGUGGAAUUAAUUUAUGAUGGUGUUAAGUACAUUCUCAAGGUGGCCCGGCAAUCUCUGACCAUGUUCGUCCUCAUCAUGAACGGCUGUCACAUCGAGAUCGACGCCCACCGGCUGAAUGACGGCGGGUUACUGCUGUCCUACAAUGGCAACAGCUAUACCACCUACAUGAAAGAAGAGGUUGACAGUUACCGUGUUACCAUUGGCAACAAGACCUGUGUAUUUGAGAAGGAGAACGAUCCCACGGUCCUGAGGUCCCCUUCGGCCGGGAAGCUAAUACAGUACACGGUGGAGGACGGGGGCCACGUCGAGGCUGGGAGCAGCUACGCGGAGAUGGAGGUGAUGAAGAUGAUCAUGACCCUGAACGUGCAGGAAAGCGGCCGGGUGAAGUACAUCAAGCGCGCGGGGGCCGUGCUGGAAGCGGGCUGUGUGGUGGCCAAGCUGGAGCUCGAUGACCCUUCCAAAGUGCGCCCGGCCGAGCCAUUCACAGGAGAGCUCCCUUCCCAGCAAACUCUGCCCAUCAUCGGAGAGAAACUACACCAGGUUUUCCACAACGUCCUGGAAAACCUGACCAACGUCAUGAACGGCUACUGUCUGCCAGAGCCUAUUUUUAGCACAAAGCUGAAGGAGUGGGUGCAGAAACUCAUGACGACCCUGCGGCACCCGUCCCUGCCGCUGCUGGAGCUGCAGGAGAUCAUGACCAGCGUGUCGGGCCGCAUCCCCGCCCCCGUGGAGAAGUCGGUCCGCAGGGUGAUGGCUCAGUAUGCCAGCAACAUCACCUCGGUGCUGUGCCAGUUCCCCAGCCAGCAGAUAGCCAGUAUCCUUGACUGCCACGCGGCCACCCUGCAGCGGAAGGCUGACCGGGAGGUGUUCUUCAUGAACACCCAGAGCAUCGUGCAGCUGGUCCAGAGGUACCGCAGCGGGACCCGCGGCUACAUGAAGGCAGUGGUGUUGGAUCUCCUGAGAAGAUAUUUACGCGUGGAACACCAUUUCCAACAAGCUCACUACGACAAGUGUGUGAUCAACCUCAGGGAGCAGCUGAAGCCAAACAUGUCCCAGGUGCUGGACUGCAUCUUUUCCCACGCGCAGGUGGCCAAGAAGAACCAGCUGGUGAUCAUGUUGAUCGAUGAGCUCUGUGGCCCAGACCCUUCCCUGUCGGAAGAGCUGACCUCCAUCCUCAACGAGCUCACUCAGCUGAGCAAAAGCGAGCAUUGCAAAGUGGCCCUCAGAGCGAGACAGAUCCUGAUCGCCUCCCACCUCCCGUCCUACGAGCUGAGGCACAACCAGGUGGAGUCCAUUUUCCUGUCCGCCAUCGACAUGUAUGGCCACCAGUUCUGCCCGGAAAACCUCAAGAAAUUAAUACUGUCAGAGACGACCAUAUUCGACGUCCUGCCCACUUUCUUCUACCACGCUAACAAGGUCGUUUGCAUGGCGUCCCUGGAGGUUUACGUGCGAAGGGGCUACAUCGCCUAUGAGUUAAACAGCUUGCAGCACCGGCAGCUCCCAGAUGGCACCUGCGUGGUAGAAUUCCAGUUCAUGCUGCCCUCCUCCCACCCAAACCGGAUGGCCGUGCCCAUCAGUGUCACCAACCCCGACCUGCUGAGGCACAGCACCGAGCUCUUCAUGGACAGCGGCUUUGCCCCACUGUGUCAGCGGAUGGGGGCCAUGGUUGCCUUCAGGAGAUUUGAGGACUUCACAAGAAACUUCGACGAAGUCAUCUCCUGCUUUGCCAACGUGCCCAGGGAAAUCCCCCUCUUCAGGAAGGCCUGCACUCCCUUGUACUCUGAAGAAGAGAACAAGAGCCUCAGAGAGGAGCCAAUCCACAUCCUGAAUGUGGCCAUCCAGUACGCGGACCACCUGGAAGAUGAGGAGCUGGUGCCGAUUUUCCGGACGUUCGUACAGUCCAAGAAAAACAUCCUUGUGGAAUAUGGACUCCGAAGAAUCACAUUCCUGAUUGCCCAAGAGAAAGAAUUUCCGAAGUUUUUCACAUUCAGAGCAAGAGAUGAGUUUGCAGAAGAUCGCAUUUACCGUCACCUGGAACCCGCCCUGGCCUUCCAGCUGGAGCUCAGCCGGAUGCGCAGCUUCGAUCUGACCGCCGUGCCCUGCGCCAACCACAAGAUGCACCUGUACCUGGGCGCUGCCAAAGUGAAAGAAGGCGCGGAGGUGACAGACCACAGAUUCUUCAUCCGCGCCAUCAUCAGGCACUCGGACCUCAUUACGAAGGAAGCCUCCUUUGAGUACCUGCAGAACGAGGGUGAGCGUCUGCUCCUGGAAGCCAUGGAUGAGCUGGAGGUGGCGUUCAACAACACCAGUGUGCGCACCGACUGCAACCACAUCUUCCUGAACUUCGUGCCCACCGUCAUCAUGGACCCCUUCAAGAUCGAGGAGUCCGUGCGUUCCAUGGUUAUGCGCUACGGCAGCCGGCUGUGGAAACUCCGCGUGCUGCAGGCUGAGGUCAAGAUCAACAUCCGCCAGACCACCACCGGCAGUGCUGUUCCCAUCCGCCUGUUCAUCACCAACGAAUCGGGCUACUACCUGGACAUCAGCCUCUACAAAGAAGUCACCGACCCCAGAUCUGGAAACAUCAUGUUUCACUCCUUUGGCAACAAACAGGGCCCCCAGCACGGGAUGCUGAUCAACACUCCCUACGUCACCAAGGAUCUGCUUCAGGCCAAGCGAUUCCAGGCCCAGUCCCUGGGCACCACCUACGUGUACGACUUCCCAGAGAUGUUCAGGCAGGCUCUCCUUAAACUGUGGGGCUCCACGGACAAGUACCCCAAAGACAUCCUGACAUACACCGAGCUCGUGCUGGACCCUCAGGGCCAGCUGGUGGAGAUGAACCGCCUCCCUGGAGGAAAUGAGGUGGGCAUGGUGGCCUUCAAGAUGAGGUUUAAGACCCGAGAGUAUCCAGAAGGGCGGGACGCGAUCGUCAUCAGCAAUGACAUCACCUUCCGCAUUGGAUCCUUCGGCCUGGGAGAAGACCUUUUGUAUCUGCGUGCGUCUGAGAUGGCCCGGGCAGAGGGUAUCCCCAAAAUCUACCUCGCAGCCAACAGCGGGGCCUGUAUCGGCCUUGCAGAGGAGAUCAAGCACAUGUUCCAGGUGGCUUGGGUGGACCCAGGAGACCCCCACAAAGGAUUUAAAUACCUGUACCUGACACCUCAAGACUACACCAGAAUCAGCUCCCUAAACUCUGUCCGUUGUAAACACAUCGAGGAAGAGGGAGAGUCCAGGUAUGUCAUCACGGAUAUCAUCGGGAAGGACCGUGGCCUGGGCGUGGAGAACCUCAAGGGCUCGGGCAUGAUUGCAGGGGAGUCCUCCCUAGCUUACGAAGAGAUCGUCACCAUCAGUAUGGUGACCUGCCGAGCCCUUGGGAUCGGGGCCUACUUGGUGAGGCUGGGCCAGCGAGUGAUCCAGGUGGAAAAUUCGCACAUCAUCCUGACGGGAGCCAGCGCUCUCAACAAGGUCCUGGGCAGAGAGGUUUACACCUCCAACAACCAGCUGGGCGGCGUGCAGAUCAUGCAUCACAACGGCGUCUCCCACGUCACUGUGCCAGACGACUUCGAGGGCGUGUACACCAUCCUGGAGUGGCUGUCCUAUAUGCCAAAGGAUAAUCGCAGUCCAGUCCCCAUCACCACACCCUCGGACCCCAUUGACCGAGAAAUUGGAUUCUUCCCGUCCAGGGCUCCCUACGACCCCCGGUGGCUGCUUGCAGGACGGCCUCACCCAACUCUGAAGGGAUCCUGGCAGAGUGGAUUCUUUGACCACGGCAGUUUCAAGGAAAUCAUGGCACCUUGGGCCCAGACGGUGGUGACAGGAAGAGCGAGGCUAGGGGGGAUCCCUGUUGGAGUGAUCGCCGUGGAGACGCGGACCGUGGAGGUGGUAGUGCCUGCAGACCCUGCCAACCUGGAUUCCGAGGCCCAGAUAAUCCAGCAGGCGGGCCAGGUGUGGUUCCCAGACUCAGCCUACAAGACGGCCCAGGCCAUCAACGAUUUCAACCGAGAGGGAUUGCCCCUGAUAAUCUUUGCCAACUGGAGGGGGUUCUCCGGUGGCAUGAAAGACAUGUACGACCAGGUGCUAAAGUUUGGAGCCUACAUCGUGGACAGCCUCAGGCAGUACAAACAGCCCAUCCUGAUCUAUAUCCCACCCCACGGGGAACUCCGGGGGGGCUCCUGGGUGGUCGUGGACUCCUCCAUCAACCCCCUGCGCAUAGAAACGUACGCAGACAAGGAGAGCAGGGCGAGCAUUCUGGAGCCGGAGGGAACAGUGGAGAUUAAGUUCCGAAAGAAAGAUCUGAUAAAGACCAUGAGGAGGAUCGACCCAGUUUAUAAGAAGCUCGUGGAACAGCUAGGAGUGUCCGAGCUCUCCGAUAAGGACCGCAAGGACCUGGAGGGCCAGCUGAAGGCCCGGGAGGACCUGCUCCUGCCCAUCUACCACCAGGUGGCGGUGCUGUUCGCCGACCUCCACGACAGGGCCCAAGGCUUGCUGGAGAAGGGUGUCGUCUCUGAAAUCGUGGAGUGGAAGACCUCACGCGCCUUCCUGUACUGGCGUCUGCGCCGCCUCCUGCUGGAGGACCAGGUCAAGCAGGAGAUCCUGCAGGCCAGCAGUGAGCUGAGCCACGUGCACAUCCAGUCCAUGCUGCGUCGGUGGUUCGUGGAGACGGAGGGGGCCGUCAAGGCCUACCUGUGGGAUAACAACCAGAUGGUGGUAAAGUGGCUGGAACAGCACUGGCAGGGCGGGGGCGGCCUGCGUUCCACCAUCCGCGAGAACAUCAAGUGUUUGAAGCGCGACUCCGUCCUCAAGACCAUCAGACGCCUGGUUCAAGACAACCCUGACGUGGCCGUGGACUGCAUCGUGUACCUGAGCCAGCACAUUAGCUCAGCAGAGCGGGCCGAAGUCAUUCACCUCCUGUCCACCAUGGACAGCCCAGCCUCCACCUGACCCCGGCCCACCCGGCCGCUUUCAGGACCACGGGCAAAAGAAACCACGCUGACCCGCCUACCGCAGGCCUCAUCAGGACCGUGGGGGUUUGCUUUUUAAAAAGAAAAAAGCAAAAAAAAUAAAACCCUCAAAACCCCCAAACCCCCCAAACCCUAGGCAUCUCUGCAGGGCUGCUGGCCUCCCACUCACUCCUGUCCCAAUAAAAAGCUCAGGAGAGCCCCUUCCGAGCAGAAAUAGCUUCCUCUCCAUCACUGGGAAGUUGGCUCUGGUGUCUCUUGAGACAUCCUUUUUUUUUUUUUUUUUUUUUUUUUUUUGCCGCAUCCCUGAAUCACAUUGAACCCAAACCCCCCCAUUUCCUUUUGCUUUCCAGUGCCUGGUGUGCGGGCUCCAGGUGUUCUCUUGGGCUCGUUUUAUAUCAGAUCACAGAAUCUUUGUAUUUUUCUACUCUGAGACCAACUCCUGAUUGUAAGCGUCUUACGUAGUUCGGCAAAGUAGGCCGAGGAAGGAAGCGCAGACACAGCCUGGUUUUUGUCAUGAUGCUUAUUCCGGAAACUGUCAAGUCACCUGGGAAAGGGCAUGAAUGGUUUUUUAAGAGACUAAAACGGUAGGUCGUUCCCCCACGUGGCCCCUAGAGGGGCGCCAGGAACGUCUCGCUGGUAAGGCCGUGCUGAUUCUGUUUUCGAAAGAGGGAAAGCAAAUGGGCAGAACUGUUUGGCCGCACAUUUCAGGACCUUUGAAGAAAGCUUCCGUGUGGCUCCCAGCCCUCCCAGCCGGCCCCUUCCCUGGGAGGAGGACAAGGACGGCCCCCCGGUCCCCUGCGUGCAGCCUCGUGGCCGGGUUGGGAACACGAAGGCAGAAGGCAGACGGUCACCGGGCUCACAGCCCAGCUGGCUCGUGAGUGUCACUGCGGGGAUUGCCACUACUCACCUCGGAGGCCCCCUCUGCCGGCACCCCCUCACCUGGUGCCUUGAUGUCUGGGCAGGGAUCUGGCCCCAAGGGGCAGAGCUCUUGGUUUGCAAGGACUGGACCAGGAGGGCCACACCAAUUUGCUCAGGGAGGCCCCUGCGACCUGCCCUCCAGCACUGGGUUCUGGAGGCCACAGGGCAUCGGGGGCAUGCUGUCCUCCCGGCCCCGUCCAUCAGUUCUUGGGUGCCGGUGAUGGGGACAGUUCCCCCCCCCCCCCCCCCCCCACUGCUGGGAUGGGAAGUUUGUCUGAGGAACCUUGCCGGUUCAGAGACUGACGAGGCUGCCCAGGGGAAGCCCCCCACCAGCCCGGAUGCUUCCACUGCCUGAGUG